Molecule: messenger RNA, 575 nt
Organism: Cricetulus griseus (Chinese hamster)
Lineage: Eukaryota; Metazoa; Chordata; Mammalia; Rodentia; Cricetidae
Source: RefSeq, a predicted model, not a curated record
AAAGGGACAAGGCUUUUCUCUUCCGGUCUCUUUGGCCUCGGCGGCAGAAGCAAGAUGACGAAAGGAACGUCAUCCUUUGGAAAGCCUCACAAUAAGAUGCACACGUUGUUCCGCCGCUGUGGCUACCCUGCUAAGCACAAGAGAAAGUAUAACUGGAGUGCCAAGGCUAAGAGGCGAGGGAUUGGGCGGAUGAGGCACCUAAAAAUUGUCUAUCGAAGAUUCAGACAUGGAUUCCGUGAAGGGACAACACCUAACCCCAAGAGGGCAGCGGUUGCAGCAUCCAGUUCAUCUUGAGGAUUUCAGUCAGUCAUAAAAAUAAAAUGUUCUGGUUUCAAAAACGAAAAAAAGAAAAAGAAAGGGACGAAGCAUGGAAAACAGGAAACAAAUGAUUUGGUGGGGGGGGGUCUUCUCAUUAGUUAAUCAAAGAAUGGAUGGCAAGAUUGAACAAGAAGAAUAAACAUACUCCUGGAGCAUUGCUAUAGCAGCAAGAGCUGCUUUCUCCAAAGAAGGAAAUAUAAUUUAUAAAAACUGAACCAAAUAGAAAUUCAAAAUACAUUUUUCAAAUGAUAAGUAAA